This is a messenger RNA of Dama dama (fallow deer), 2812 nucleotides long. It is a transcript of the gene TSPYL2, whose product is annotated as TSPY like 2. The record is from RefSeq and is a predicted model, not a curated record. Gene Ontology annotation, biological process: nucleosome assembly. The transcript is spliced from 7 exons. The coding region runs from base 170 to 2266 and encodes 698 amino acids. Gene Ontology annotation, cellular component: chromatin; nucleus. NCBI's taxonomy places the organism in Eukaryota, Metazoa, Chordata, Mammalia, Artiodactyla, Cervidae. Gene Ontology annotation, molecular function: chromatin binding; histone binding.
GGCCUGACUGUUGGCGCGGAGGGAGUACGGCAGGAGCUGUGGGCGGUAGCGCCACAGCGAGGCUGAGAGCAGAGCUGGUCGCGUGAGGCUCGGCAGCUUCGCUUCAGGUGUGACGAGCAGCGGCGGCCUGGCCGAGCGCGAAGAACCAAGCUGUGCAAACGCGGUCACCAUGGACCGCCCAGAUGAAGGGCCUCCGGCCAAGGCCCGCCGCCUUAGUGGCUCCGAGCCCCCUCAGAGCGAGCUGCCGCCGCCGCCGCCUCCUCCUCUCCUGCGCCUGCCCCUGCCUCCACCUCAGCAGCGCCCGAGGCUCCAGGAGGAAACCGAGGCGGCACAGGUGCUGGCUGACAUGAGGGGGGUGGGACUGGGCCCUGCUCUGCCCCCGCCUCCGCCCUAUGUCAUUCUCGAGGAGGGGGGUAUCCGCGCAUACUUCACCCUGGGGGCUGGGGGUCCUGGCUGGGAGCCCGCAGUCGAGUCAGGGUACGGGGGGUCGUCCCCUCCCGCGGAGAGCCUAGAAACGCUCUCUCCCUCAGAGGUUUCUGGGGGAAGCCUGGAGAUUGACUUCCAGGUGACGGAGCCCAGCAGCUUUGCAGGAGAGAAGGCCCUAGAAACCUGUAGCGCAGGGGGGCGGGGGUACCAGAGGUUAGCCGGUCCAAGGGGGAGAGAGGAGACUGUCAUCAUCGUGGAAGACGACGACGAGGAUGAAAAGGAAAGCGUGAGGAAGAGGAGGAGGAGGAGGAAGAGGAAGCCCAGGAAGGUGAAGAGGGAAAGCCCAGAGAAGAAUGCCGAGAAGAUAGAGUGCAUCCUGCAGGCUCUGGAAAACAUUCAACUAGACCUGGAGGCGGUGAAUAUCAAGGCAGGCAAGGCCUUCCUCCGUCUCAAGCGCAAGUUCAUCCAGAUGCGGAGACCCUUCCUGGAGCGCAGAGAUCUUAUCAUCCAGCAUAUCCCAGGCUUCUGGGUCAAAGCAUUCCUCAACCACCCCAAAAUUUCAAUCUUGAUCAACCAACGCGAUGAAGACAUUUUCCGCUACUUGACCAACCUGCAGGUACAGGAUCUCAGACAUAUCUCCAUGGGCUACAAAAUGAAGCUGUACUUCCAGACAAACCCCUACUUCACAAAUAUGGUGAUUGUCAAGGAGUUCCAGCGCAACCGCUCAGGCCGGCUGGUGUCUCACUCCACCCCAAUUCGCUGGCACCGGGGCCAGGAACCUCAGGCCCACAGGCAUGGGAACCAGGACGCCAGCCACAGCUUCUUCAGCUGGUUCUCAAACCAUAGCCUCCCAGAAGCUGACAGGAUUGCUGAGAUUAUCAAGAAUGACCUGUGGGUUAACCCUGUGCGUUACUACAUGAUGGGAGAAGGGGGCUACAGAACAAGCAGAAAGAAGCAAGAAAAAGAAGAAAGUAAAAACAAGGAUGAAUAUGAAGUGGUGAUCGUGGAAGACUCUGAUGACUAUCACAUCAUGGAAGACAUUAUUGGAGAGACCUCAGACAGUGAUGGUAUCACCGACAAUGAGACCAUUCAUGACGUCAAGAUCUCUGACUUCAUGGAGACUACUGACUGCUUCGAGACCACUGACAACGAGAUAACUGAUAUCAGUGAGAGCCUCUGUGACAGCGAGUGCCCUGGCCACAAUGAGACCACCGACAACAACGAAAGCCCCAAUGACAAUGAAACCACUGAUAACAAUGAGAGUGCUGAUGACAAGGAGAGUACCGAUGACAACACUGAGAACCCUGAAGAUGACAACACUGAUGAGAACGAAGAGAACCCUGAUGACAACGAUGAGAAUGCUGAUGAGAACCCCAAAGGUGGCAACCAAAGCAGCAAUGGCAACAACCAGGACAGCAGUGACAGUGACAAUGAAGGAGACAAUGAUGGCAGUGAUAUUGAAGAUAAUGAUGGCAACGAAGGUGACAAUGAAGGUAGUGAUGAUGAUGGCAACGAAGGUGACAAUGAAGGCAGCGAUGAUGACGACAGAGACAUUGAAGACUACGAGAAUUACCUUGAAGACUCUGACAAGGAUCACCAUAACACCACCAACCAGGAUGACUAUGAGGACGAAGUAGAGAACAUCUCUGAAGAAGAGUCGUCAGUGGAGGAAGAGGAGGAGGGCAGUGAGGAAGGCAGUGAGCAAGGUGAGAACAGCAAUGAUGAGGAAGGAAUCGAGGACGACUCAGGAGAGGAAGACUCAGAAGACUCCGACAUGGAGAAGGUGCUUCAGGUCCAAAACCCUUGGGCCAUCCCGGCAAAGAGGGGCAAAAUGGGAUAAACGUCUUACCCUUUCAGGGGCUGCUUCUCUAUAUCCUCCUCCCCCUGCCCCAUUUGCCCUCCCUAUCAGCUAGGGCCGAGCGGCCCCGCAUUGCACUUCUGGGGGGUGACUGACUUCGUACACGGGUUUAAAGUUUAUUUUUAUGGUUUAGUAAUUGAGAAGUUCUUAUUUUGGGGGGAGGGAAUGGGGGCUUUCCCCUUCCUUUUAGCCCUCCUCCCCUGCAGGCUUCUGUGUGCUGCUAAACGUAUUUAUUGUGAUGCCUUGGUCAGGGCCCCUCUAUCCCCCUCCUCGUGCUGUGUGGAGUGGACACCCUUGAUCCCGAAGCGGGGAGGGCUGCUGUGGCCUUGGGGGGCUCUGCUGCCACCCUGUUCUCCCAAGUCCCUCGCUUUUCCUCCACCCGUCGCCUUUACCAGCUGCGCCCGCUAGCCCGCCUCGGUGUCUAUGCAAGGCCGCUUCGCCAUUGCGGUAUUCCUGUGCCCCUCCCCCAGAAGUCCCACCUCCUUCCCUCUGGACCUGGUAAUCCUAAUAAAAGUGUGAGCAAAUUCA